AUGCUCUCCCUUCCGCCAUCUCUUACCGUUCCGCCAUGGCCCUUCUUUCCUCCGACAGCCGCGACACCGCGCAAGGAGCGGGCGCGGCAUGGCGCCACGGAGGAUCUGAUUCUGCGCAGCGUCGUGCGGCCGAUGCAGGCCAUCGCGGAGAACAGGAAGGUGGCAGCGGAGGCACACAUGGAGCGCAGUGAGAGCAGGGAAGCGGGCCUGUGUGCGGCUGUUGUACACCUGCAGGCACAGCGGCUGUACAUCGGCGUGAAGAGUACGGAACAAGUAACCCUCUCUCCCUCCCCUACUCUCCCCUUCCCUUCCACCCUUUCUCUCCCCUACUCUCCCCCUUCCCUUCCACCCUUUCCCUCCCCUACUCUCCCCUUCCCUUCCACCCUUUCCCUCCCCUACUCUCCCCUUCCCUUCCACCCUUUCCCUCCCCUACUCUCCCCUUCCCUUCCACCCUUUCCCUCCCCUACUCUCCCCUUCCCUUCCACCCUUUCCCUCCCUACUCUCCCCUUCCCUCCACCCUACUCCCUUCCCUUCCACCUUCCCCCUACUCUCCCUUCCCUUCCACCCUCUCCCUCCCCUACUCCUCUCUCAUCCACCCUCUCCCUCUCCCCUCCUGUGCUCCCUGAUUUCUACGAAUCGCCUCUCCUUCCAGGAAGCUUCUGUGGGGCGGGGAUUCAUCGGUGGUGCAUUACUUUGCAAGACGAGCAUUUGGCAGACGAGGAGGAGGAGGAGGAGGGUGCAGCGGAGCUGAAGCGAAGCAUCAGUGCGGGGAAUGAGCUGAGGAACCGACGAUAUAGACCCGGCAUGUACAGCAGCAGCGGUAUCAGUGGCGGCGGCAGCGGUGGGAGAAGCGCGGAAAGAAGCCCGACAGAAGGAGCAAGGGGAGGGGGAGGGGGAGGGGGUGGGGGAGGGGGUGGUGGGGUGGUGGGUCUUGUGCGGGCGGGAAGCUAUGGGCGGCAUAUAAGGAGUAGGAGCAUAGGAGGCAUGUUUCCCAUCAGCGGCAGCACAGGCAGCCCAGGGAAUAGCAGCGGCGGUGUUGCUGCUGGUGCUGGUGUUGCUGGUGGUGGGGGGAGUGGUGGGAGUGGCAGUGGUGGUGGUGGUAGUGGGGGUAUGAGGCGUGUAUUUCAGAGGAGAACACGCAAGCAGAGCAACAGCUUUUCCGAGUCUGAAGAUGAAACCCCACUUGUCCGGACCAGCACCGGAGGCUCGGAGACGCACCGCUCACCCUACCACCUCAACAUCCUAGGUCCGGGAAAGCGGGCAGUUUCGGUUUCAGGCUCGACAACCGGACCUGCCGAAGAUCCAGAUGAUCCAAUCCACGCCAGGGGUACCAAGCCUCCUCCCAGACCUCCCCGAGGCUCGGGACGAGGAUCGGAAAUGGAGGACGGGGAGUAUGACGGGGAGGACGGGGAGCACACGCCUCCCCGGCCUGUCCUACGCUCCCGAACCUCCCCUUCCGGACGGUUAUGGGGGGCAGGCGAGCUGGAUGGAGCCACAGCAGCAACAGCAGCAUCGGCAGCAGCAGGCAGAACCCCAUCUUCUGGUGCUGGCAGUGCUGGUGGUGCUGGCAGUGGUGGUGGUGCUGGCAGUGCCAGUAACGCUGCCAUUGGUGGCAGUGGUGGCAGCUACAGCGGCGGUGAUAAUUAUGGUGGUGAUUAUAACGAUGAGCCAAGGCCUGGGACGCCCCGGGGAGAGACUGAGAAAGAGGCUCGGUUGCUGGGAGCGUCUAGGGAGUGGGGGGUUCAGAUUUCACCUGGUGGGGGGGAUGGCGGGGGUGUGGGUGCAUGUGAUGGUGUGGGUGGGGGGGCUGAUGGUGGGGGUUAUAAUGGUGGGGGUUAUAAUGGUGGGCAGUGGCGCUACACUUCUCAUCUUGCUUCCCCUACUUCCGCCGGCCUCCCUCCCAUCCCAUCACCCUCCUCUACCGCCACCUCGCGGCCCAACAUUGCGGAUCAAGUGGUGGCACUGGCAGGGCAGUGGGAGGUGCUUGCACAGAUGGGGGGGGCGAGGCAGGGGGGAGAGGGGGCAGGGGGAGCAGCAGGGGGAGCAGCAGCGGGGGCAGGUACUGCUGGGGGAGGUGGGGCUGUUAGACCGGCUCAGGCGACUGAUCUGUCCUCCCGCCCCCGGCGCACUGGACAGCAGGGGCAGGGAAAGGGGCAGGCGGAAAAGGAGGAGGGGGAAGCGGAGGGGGAGGGGGAGGGGGAGGGGGAGGGGGGAGGUAGCAGGACUCCCCCCUUGCCUCCGGAAGGGACGGCAGCCGGAGGGAAAGGAGGAGGAAGCUUCCGAAAGGGAAUGCUGCGAAGGAAGGGGAGCGGGCAGUGGGGGGAGGGCCUUGGCGGAUGGAUGGGCGGAGCGGGAGGUGGGGGAGGAGGAAGAAGAGGAGUCGAUGGGGGAUUCGGGGCGGAGAGAGCUAACGGGGAUGAUGGAGAAGAGGAGCAAGGCAACAGCAUGGAAGGAGGGGCGCCCUUGCGCCGUGCUCUCUCCUCCACCUCCCCGGGCCUCUCCUCCUACCCCAUGGAUGCCCAUGCAGGGUUCGCUUCGGGCUUGCUCACUGCUUUCCCCGCCACUGGCUCGCCGGACCUGCCAGGCUCGGCGCCCGGACGUCGCGGUGCUGGUGAGGCUCGGCACAGGCUGCCCAAGAUGCCGUCCAGCAAUGGCCGGCUCGGCGAGGAGGGCCGGCCGGGGCUGCUGGAGGGCGAAGAUGCCAGCAACCCGCACUCCUCCAGCAGCUCCGACCUCUAUCCCCGCAGCAGCAGCGCCAACGCUCCUCCCACUUCCAACCCCAGCCAGAGCAACAGCAAGAGCAGCAGCCGCACCUACAGCCGCAACGUCACGGCUUCGGCCAGCGCCGGCAGCGGCAUCGGCGGCGGCAGCGGCAGCGGCAGUGGCAGCGGUGGCGGCAGUGGCGAUCCGGGCAGCAGCAUGCUACGAAGUGCACUGGCAGCUGAGGGCGACCUGAGUGACCUGAGCGAUUUCACUGAUUUCACUCAUGUGCUGCCGGGUCUGCCUGGCGUCUCAGGCCGUGCUAGUGGCAUGGGCAUGGGGCGUGCUGCUGCUGCUGCUGUUGUGGUCAGAUCUAGACGAGGGAGUGGGGGAGCUGGGUAUGAUGCAGAGGUCUGGGAGGAUGGGGAGGAAGAUGAAGAGGAGGGGGAGGAGAGGGACGAUGGAGAAAGGGGCAGGAGUGGGCAGGCUCCUGGCCUACCGCUGCUGUGGGCAACCAUGGAAGCGGCUCUUCCACCUCCUCCUCUGACCCCACCGAGUCUCGGUGGUGAUGGUGCUGAUGGUGAUGACCCCAUAGCAGGAAGCAUGGGAGACGGCAAUGCAGACCCCAACGGCAACAAUGGUGGAGAGGUGAGGACGCGGGAACCUGCUCUCCCACCCACCUCCUCCACCACGGGGUUCGUUCCCAAGGUCAUGGAGCGCGCCCGCCUUAAUGGCUUCCUCCAUUCCCCAUCCAACCCCACCUCCCUUCCCUCCCCUCCCCCCCCUCCCUUCCCUUCCUCCCCUCCCCUCCCCUCCCCUCCCUCCCUCCCCUCCCCUCCCGUCUCCUCCCCUCCCCUCCCCUCCCCUCCCCUUCCCUCCCCUCCUCCUCCCCUCCCCUCCCCUCCCCUCCCCUCCCCUCCCCUCCCCUCCCCUCCCCUCCCCUCCCCUCCCCCCAUCCAACCUCACCGCCCUUCCAACCCCGUCCUCCCCCACAGCCUGUUGCAGACCCCAACGACGAUGCAGGAAGCUGCUCCUCCACCUCUUCAUUCGACUCCACGGAAUUGCCGCCGCUUCUCCCUUCCCCAACUCCUCGAAUGCACCGAUGGCUUUUCCGACGGGAACCUUCUGGGAAGGGGUGCGUACGGUCCGGUAUACCGAGGCCAGCUGUUCGGGUGCCUGGUGGCAAUCAAGAAACUGGAACAGGGCAGCGACCAAGGUCCGGCGGAAUUCCGAACCGAAGUGGAGGUUCUGAGCAAGGUUCGGCACCCACACAUUGUGCUCUUAAUGGGUCACUGCCCGGAAGAAGCUUGUAUCGUGUACGAAUUCCUCCAGGGCGGGAAUCUCCAGGAGAGGAUCGUCCGGGCGGGGGACAACCCUCCGCCGCCCCUCCCCUGGCACGAUCGAAUCAGAAUCAUAUCGGAGAUCUCCGGCGCGCUGCUCUACAUGCACCGGCAUGACCCGCCGAUUCUCCACCGGGACUUAAAGCCCGACAACAUUCUCCUAGACGCCAACUCCAUCUCGAAAAUCGCCGACGUGGGCCUCGCUCGGCUGAUCCCCAACGAGGUCUCGGCAGUUACCUGGAAGGUGCGGGGCACAGCCGGGUACAUCGACCCAGAGGAGCUUCAAACGGGAGAGCUGUCGGUGAAAUCGGAUAUCUACGCGUUUGGUCUGAUCGCGCUGCAGCUGCUGACAGGGCUGAAGAAUGUGAAGCUGGUACACGGGCUGCUGGCGGCGUGCGGCACGGGCACGAGAAACACCGAGGAGGCGACAGAUUUGAUUGUGAAGAGCCUGGAUCGGUCGGCUGGGAAGUGGCCGGAGAGGCUAGUGAGGCGGGCGACGAGGGUGCUGGUGCGGUGUAUUGAGAGAAGGAGAGUGAAUAGGCCGGAUCUGGGAGGGGAGAUUCACCCGCUGCUGGGGGAGAUUGCAGAGGAGGCGAUGGAGGAGAAGAACAGGCGGGCUAAGGAGCUUGACGGGCGGUUUGUGUGCCCUCUGUCUCAUGUAGGUGUUGCUUUCUUGCUCUCCCCCUCUUUCUCGCUCUCUCCCUCUUUCUCGCUCUCUCCCUCUCGCUUCUCCUCUCUCCUCUUCUCGCUCUCUCCCUCUUUCUCGCUCUCUCCCUCUUUCACGCUCUCUUCACCCAUGUAG
Molecule: messenger RNA, 4842 nt
Organism: Closterium sp. NIES-65
Lineage: Eukaryota; Viridiplantae; Streptophyta; Zygnematophyceae; Desmidiales; Closteriaceae
Source: the annotation of a GenBank genome assembly